AUGGCUCUCACUGAAGAACAAAAGCGAAUGAUCGCUGUGAAACGAGAAGAAGCGAUAAGGAGAGCGGCGGCGAUAAAAGAAAAAGAAAUGCUCACCGCCACCACAUCAUCUGUCCCUUUUCCUCCACCCGCCAGACCAGUAUUCCAAUCUCCUCCUCAACAUCGUCCGCCAAUGAAAUCGACAGCGAAUACAAGUAUAAAGCAGACAACAAUGAACAAUUUCAUAAAUAUGGUCCAGAAACCGACGACAAUAACUUCAAGUAUAAAACCAACAAUUGGAGUGAAAUUGAAAUUAGAUGUGGAAGAUAGAAUUAGGAUCGAGUUCUACCCUUUCCACUCAUCAAUCGUUGAUCUAAUAAAACAAGUAUCGAGUCGAAACUACGAUUCUGCUAAGAGAACGUGGACUAUAUCAAUCAAUGAUCAUAGCAAUAUCUGUAAUCUUCUGAAAAAUGCUCAGACAGUGAAAGUUGAACUCGAACAAAUUCCACAGAAUAUUCUCGGAAUGUUGAAUUUCAAACCGAAACCAACACCGAGUGACUUGACUCAAAUCAUGGAUCCAACACUCAUUGAGAAGCUGUUUCCAUAUCAGAAAGAAGGAGUUUUAUUCGCAUUGGAGAGAAAUGGAAGACUACUUUUAGCCGAUGAAAUGGGAUUAGGAAAAUCAGUUCAAGCACUCACAAUUGCUAGAUACUACAAAGCCGAUUGGCCACUACUCAUCGUGUGUCCUGCCUCCGUAAAAGGUGCCUGGAAGAAGCAAAUCAACACGUUCUUCCCAAUAAUACACCGGAUUUUUAUAGUCGACAAAAGUUCUGAUCCUCUUCCUGACGUUCGGACUUCCAAUACGGUGGCGAUUAUGAGUUAUGAGCAAAUGGUUCUGAAGCAUGACGUACUUAAAAGAGAAAAGUAUAGCACUAUCAUUUUCGAUGAAUCGCACAUGUUGAAAGACGGAAAAGCACGUAGAACUAAAGUGGCAACGGAACUCUCCAAGAUUGCAAUUCAUGUCAUUCUCCUCUCUGGAACUCCAGCUCUAUCUCGCCCCGCUGAACUAUUCACUCAAAUCAGAAUGGUAGAUCAUAAACUAUUCACUAAUUUCCAUGAAUUCGCUGUUCGGUAUUGUGAUGGAAAACAAGGAAGAUUCUGUUUCGAAGCGAAAGGAUGUACGAAUAGUGAAGAGUUGGCAGCAAUUAUGUUCAAAAGGUUAAUGAUUCGACGAUUGAAAGCUGAUGUGUUGAAAGAUCUUCCCGAGAAACGGAGAGAAGUUGUUUACGUUUCGGGUCCGACGAUUGAUGCGAGAAUGGACGAUUUACAAAAGGCGCGCGCUGAUUAUGAGAAAGUGAAUUCAAUGGAACGAAAACACGAAUCCCUACUCGAAUUCUACAGUCUUACUGGAAUUGUGAAAGCAGCAGCAGUCUGUGAACAUAUUCUCGAAAACUAUUUCUAUCCAGAUGCACCUCCUCGAAAAGUACUCAUCUUUGCUCAUCAUCAAAUCGUAUUAGAUACAAUUCAAGUGGAAGUGAAUAAAAGAAAACUCGGUUCAAUUCGAAUCGAUGGAAAGACUCCAUCUCAUCAGAGAACUGCACUUUGUGAUUCAUUCCAAAAUGAUGAUUCUAUUCGUGUCGCAGUUCUUUCGAUCACUGCAGCUGGUGUUGGUAUCACUUUGACAGCUGCAUCAGUCGUCGUUUUUGCCGAAAUUCAUUUCAAUCCAGGAUAUCUUGUGCAAGCAGAAGAUCGUGCUCAUCGUGUCGGACAGAAAGAUAGCGUCUUCGUACAGUAUCUAAUUGCGAAGAAAACAGCAGAUGAUGUCAUGUGGAAUAUGGUUCAACAGAAGUUAGACGUUUUAGGACAGGUCAGUCUAUCAAGUGAUACAUUCCGAACAGCCGACAAAAUGCAUCUUCGAUUCAAUGAUGCUGCACAACCAAGUAUCAAUGAAUAUUUCCAAAAAACACCUGAAAAGGGGUCAUGGGAAGAUCCAGUGGAAGAAGAUGAUGAUGAUCCGGAAGUGAUUUGUGAUUCCCCUGCACCUAAACGAAGCAAAAACUAA
Messenger RNA from Caenorhabditis remanei, 2040 nucleotides. RefSeq lists its product as uncharacterized. NCBI's taxonomy places the organism in Eukaryota, Metazoa, Nematoda, Chromadorea, Rhabditida, Rhabditidae. Gene Ontology annotation, molecular function: ATP binding; ATP-dependent chromatin remodeler activity. The record is from RefSeq and is a predicted model, not a curated record. Gene Ontology annotation, biological process: replication fork processing; DNA repair. Gene Ontology annotation, cellular component: nuclear replication fork. Bases 1 to 2040 code for a protein of 679 amino acids. The transcript has 8 exons.